Messenger RNA from Komagataella phaffii GS115, 1725 nucleotides. RefSeq names its product NADPH reductase. Gene Ontology annotation, molecular function: FMN binding; NADPH-hemoprotein reductase activity; flavin adenine dinucleotide binding. The record is from RefSeq and is a predicted model, not a curated record. Bases 1 to 1725 code for a protein of 574 amino acids. The transcript has a single exon. Gene Ontology annotation, cellular component: cytosol. Lineage: Eukaryota; Fungi; Ascomycota; Pichiomycetes; Pichiales; Pichiaceae.
AUGGGACAUCCUUCUAUCACCAUCUUGUAUGGCUCCGAGACCGGAAAUUCUCAGGAGUUUGCACAGGUCCUUGGUAGAAAAUGCCUAUAUUUAUCUUUGAACACAGUUGUCUCGUCAUUGGAUAACUUUGAUUUGAAGAGGUUGUUGGAUGUCAAGCUGUUGGUGGUUAUCUGUUCCACUACGGGGCAAGGGGACAUCCCUAGAAACGGGAAGAAGUUUUGGAAGUUCAUGUUAAAAAAGGGUCUUCCUAGUGAUCUGUUAUCUCAUCUAAGUUUCACAACUUUUGGUCUAGGUGACUCAUCCUAUGCCAAGUUCAACUAUGCAAUCAGAAAAAUCCAUAAGAGGUUGAUUCAACUUGGAGCGCACGAGUUCAGUGAUAGGGCAGAGAGUGAUGAGCAAUCACCAGAGGGAAACGAAGGUUAUUAUGCGGAGUGGGAAAGGCGUCUGCUAGAAAAGAUCAAAAAGCUCAGUCACCAUGAGAUCGAUCCUAAUACACUAUUGCCACCGAUGAAUGGGAUUGUUCCGCAGACAAGCAAGUUCAAAAAGAUUACUGACAAUGUUAAAGAAGUGGCCUUGACAAGGUCUGAUCUUAUAACUGGAAUAAUUGGGGCCAAUGAACGAAUCACGUCCCCAGAUCAUUUUCAGGAUGUUAGAAGACUAGUGAUCAAGGACCCUAGCAACUCGUUGGAAUAUAAACCAGGUGACACAGUCGCUUUAUAUCCUAGCAAUGAUCCCAAAGAUGUGGAAUCACUGAUCGAAGAUCAAGAUUGGCAGAAUAUUGCCGAUUUCCCUUUAAUUAUCGAUGGUCCCACGCCGACUAUCGAAGGUGGUUUGGUCAAGAAGUUGACCCUAAGAUCGUUAUUAACUCAUCAUUUGGAUAUCAUGUCUAUACCCCGGCGUUCAUUCUUCAUGAUUGCCCAUCAUUUCUCCACCGAUGAGCGUGAGAGAGAAAAGCUAUAUGAGUUUUCUCUCAUUGAGAACAUUGAUGCUCUGUACGAUUACGCCAAUCGACCAAGACGAUCAAUUUUGGAGACCAUACUGGAGUUUCAUUCAUUACACAUUCCGGUUCAAUAUGUAUUUGAUCUCAUUCCAACCAUCAAGCCAAGAUUAUUUUCCAUUUCAUCGAAUCCAAGCCCUUCUACUGUUGAGCUCACUGUCGCUAUCGUGGAGUAUCGUACAAUUAUUAAACGACUCAGAAAAGGUGUGUGCACGAGAUGGGUAAAAGAGUUGGAAGAAAAUGAUAGAAUCAAGUUUUCAAUUCACCCGAACAAUGUCAAGUUUUCCUCUGGACCUUUGAUAAUGGUUGCCCCAGGAACUGGAAUAGCACCAGUCAAAUCAAUCAUUGAGCAAAGACUAGAACUAGGACUGCAAGACAUGUAUCUCUUUACUGGAAACAGAUUUCAUGAUAAGGAUUUUCUUUACGGUGAUUUAUGGGAAUCUCUCGCAUCAAAGAGCCAACUCCAACUCUUUCCCUCAUUUUCCAGAGAUGAGAAAAAAUCAUAUGUUCAAGACACAUUGUAUGCACAGAGUAACCUGAUCUUUGACCUUAUUUAUAAUAAAAAUGCCACUUUCUACCUAUGUGGAUCAUCCGGAAAAAUGCCCAUUCAGGUUAGAAUCACCAUAGAAACCAUAUUAGAAGAUCAUUUGGGAAUUUCGAACGAAGAGUCGAAGAGUUUAUGUUUAGAGCUAGAGAAUAAGGGGAGAUACAUCCAGGAGACGUGGUAA